UUUUUGUUUCGUCAGAAAUUCUUUAUGUUUGUUGCCUUGGCCCUAUUGGGUUAUGCCGCUGCCGCCCAGUUGCCGGAUUCUGCUACACAGGGUCCAAAUCCCCAGGAUAUAGCCACACCAGAACCGGAAUAUAUUGAUAUUGAAGAGCCCGCACCAGUUGCCCGUGCUCCGGCUCCAGCUCCCAUUCCAGUUGCGGCUUCUGCUCCAAUUCCUAUUGCCCGGCCAGUAGUAUCACGUCCUGUGGCGCGACCUGUUGCCGCCGUUACUCACCAACAAUUCAUCCAGCCACAGCCCAUUCAGCAACUUGUUCAGCGUGCCCAGUACCUGCCUCCCCAGGUUGGACCCCAAUUGGUGCAGCAGCAACUGCCUGGCCAUUCGUUCAGCAGCAAGAGCGGCUAUCAGUACCGUCGCCCAGUCUAUGUAAGACGUUUCUACCGUCUGCGUCGCUAUUAAAACUGUCGCUAUUGAGAUAAAUACGAACAAUAUCAAGGGCGACUUUUAGCACUUAAAUUUGUCUAACCUUAUUUAAUAUAUGUUUUAUUCUAUAAUUUUUUCUACAUA
This is a messenger RNA of Drosophila willistoni, 561 nucleotides long. Its product is annotated as serine/threonine-protein kinase C. Lineage: Eukaryota; Metazoa; Arthropoda; Insecta; Diptera; Drosophilidae. The transcript has a single exon. The annotation marks the transcript as partial. The record is from RefSeq and is a predicted model, not a curated record.